This is a messenger RNA of Dothidotthia symphoricarpi CBS 119687, 1347 nucleotides long. RefSeq lists its product as uncharacterized. The record is from RefSeq and is a predicted model, not a curated record. The transcript is spliced from 2 exons. Bases 1 to 1347 code for a protein of 448 amino acids. NCBI's taxonomy places the organism in Eukaryota, Fungi, Ascomycota, Dothideomycetes, Pleosporales, Dothidotthiaceae.
AUGGCAUUGUCGUUCAGUGCCGAAUCAUGGAUCUGGUACACAUUCGCCAUCGGAAUCGUCCUCGCGAGGCUCAUUUCUCGCACCCUUCUCUUCCGCUCUCCCAAGGGUCUUCAAUAUGACGACUGGAUAAUGGGUCUCUUCGUCACCGGCUGCUACACAGUCCUAAUCAUCACAUCAACCAUCCAAGCGAGAACACAUACAAACCUUCUCGCCCCGGAUUUCGACAUCAAUGCACUUACCCCCCAAGACAUCUCAGAGCGCGAGUACGGAAGCAAGAUUGUCAUCAUAGUUGAACAGAUGCAAAUCGCCGUUGUCUGGAGCUGCAAAGCAUGUCUACUAAUCAUGUACCACCGCCUCACACGCAUGGCCCUCCACAACGAAAACAUCGCCAUCAAGAUGCUAGCCGUAUACGUCGCGCUUGGCUUCGUGACGACCGAGAUCCUGUACUUCACCGCGUGGUGCCGACCCUUUUCCUCGUACUGGGCUGUCCCCACAACGAACUCUCAAUGUAACGCCCUAACCAACCACCGCAUCACAAAAGCAGUCUUCAACAUCUCCUCCGACGUCGUCAUACUAUGCAUCGCGCUGACAAUCUUCAUCCGCUCGCUCCUGCCCCUGAAGCGCAAACUGAUCCUCUGCGCCAUCUUCUCCCUCGGCAUCUUCGUCGUCGCGGCGAGUAUCAUGAACUGCUAUUACUCCUUCAAACACCCCUACCGCCCAACUUGGGUAUUCUGGUACAUCCGCGAGUCGUCAACCGCCAUCCUCGUCGCCAACCUGCCCUUCACAUGGACACUGCUGCGCAAAGCUUUCAACCUCGGCGCUUUCGACGAGGACCACCCCCCGCCAGUGACAUACCACUCCUCCCGCACUGCCGGCGGCCGCCGCACAGCUCGCGUGCACAACACGCACCCCGCCGCAAACAGAUACACGUCGGGCACCACCAGCCGCGCCAGCAACGGCAGAAGCCUCGUCGACUCAGUCUUCACCCGCACAUACCCCGAUACCACAACAACGACAACAACAGCAACAACAAAGUCCAGCCCCCAGAGCACGCGAACAGACCGGGAUCUCUGCACAACAGCGACCCACGACUUUGCCCCUCUGUCGUCCACCCAAUCUGCCCCUCCUCCGUCAACGUCGAGAGUAAUGCCAGACGGCACGGGCGGCUUCCACGUGAAUAACCGCCCGAUUUCUUCCCCGGCGCGCGCGAAGCUCGCGCAGAGGCCUGCGAGCGCGAUGUCCGGGCGGACGAGCUCGAGUGUUGAUGGGGGCGGGAGGAGUGUGGGGGGAGCGGGGGGAGGGAGGAGUGCGCGGGAUCGGAGGGCGAGGACGAAGAUCAGUGGGUGA